Molecule: messenger RNA, 660 nt
Organism: Torulaspora delbrueckii
Lineage: Eukaryota; Fungi; Ascomycota; Saccharomycetes; Saccharomycetales; Saccharomycetaceae
Gene: ERP1
Product: Erp1p
Exons: 1
Coding region: 1-660 (219 amino acids)
Biological process (GO): endoplasmic reticulum to Golgi vesicle-mediated transport; Golgi organization; intracellular protein transport
Cellular component (GO): Golgi apparatus; endoplasmic reticulum; endoplasmic reticulum-Golgi intermediate compartment
Source: RefSeq, a predicted model, not a curated record
AUGUUGUACAGUGUCCUAUUUCAGUUUGUCGUGCUUUUUUCGGUGUUUUCAUCCCGUGUGAAUGCCUUUUACUACUAUGGAAAUGGAGGUGAUCGUAAAUGCUUCCAUAAGGAACUCUCAAAGGGCACGUUGUUGCAAGGUAAAUAUAGAGUACAGCCUUAUGACGAUAGAUUGGACUCUUAUAGGGAGGCUAAUAACCAGGAAUUCGACGUCUUGAUCGAUAUUGAUGAAACUUUUGACGACAACCACGUCGUUAUGCAUCAGAAGGGCUCUCCAAAUGGUGAAUUUGCCUUCAAUGCUCUUCAAUCUGGUGAGCAUAGAAUCUGCAUUCAACCUCAGGCUACUAGAUGGCUAAGUAAAGGAAAAACUAAGGUGGAUGUUGAGUUUGAUGUGGGUUUAGACACUUCAUUGGAUUCGAGACAAAAGAGCACAGUUGAAUCCUUGCAAAACAAAAUUAAUAUUCUAAGUGAGAAAGUGAAGGAAAUCAGAAGAGAACAGCAAUUGGUCAGAGAACGUGAAUACAAGUUUAGAAACGCUUCCGAAGCCGUCAAUUCUCAUGCAGUGUGGUGGACUAUCAUCCAAGUCAUUGUCCUGGGUGUUGUCUGUGCUUGGCAGAUGAGACAUCUGAGAACUUUUUUUGUCAAGCAGAAGGUUUUGUAA